UUCACAUGUUUUGUUUAUUUUCAAACUUUCGCACCGCAUCAAAAACCGAGACAAUGUUCAAAAACCGCAAAUCCACCCUUCUGACGAAGAAAUCAUCGGAACUGACAACAAUCCGCGAAUCGGUAAGCGAUGCCGGCGCUGCCCCGAGCCAGAACAAAAUCCGCCGAUUGGACAGUGCCGCUUCUGCUGCCCCGGUGGAAAACAACGACGACGGCGACCCCUUCGGCAGCCAGUUCUCCGUUCCGGCUAGCCAGAUGAACAGCCAGCGGCGAUACCUUUCCCAGCGUAGCAACCUGCAGAAGUCGCAAAGCGCCCGAACUUCCCGCCGAAUGCCGACCAAUUAUUUCGAGAGUGUGUUGCUCAAGUGCCAACUGGAUCUUGACGAUCCCGGUGCCGUGGUGCUCCGCUGUGAACCGAUCGCUUUUGUGAGGGUGCUGAGAGGUAUGUUGAGGGGGAGCGGGGACUAUCCGAAAAACGUGAAAGAUUUCGUGCAUGGGUUGGUGCUGGCGAGUGGAAAUAGGGAUGGGUUCCGGAAGUUGCUGGAAUGCUGCCAGAUGCAGAGCCAGACGAGUGGGGAGGUCAAGCCGAUUCAGGAGAGCGUCAUGAAGAUGCUGCUGUGCGUGGAGUUCAUGCAGGAAGACUUGAUCCGGAUGCUGUUCGAGUAUGUGGAGCGGGUGGCAGAGGAAGAGGUUGGAGGGAACAUGAUAGGACUGGUCCUGUCGCAGAUCAAGUUCAUAGACCAUACAGCGCACGGGAGUCUGGUGUUCAACAAGUACUUUGAGGUGUUGGAACGGUCGAAGAAUGUGCAUUUGAUGAGGGAAGCUAUUGGGGCCCUGGAGGAUGUAAUUGAUGUACCCCAGCAGGAUAUGGCGUUCCGGAAGAUCCUGGAGUUGUUCCCGAGGCUGGAGGACUUGUUCACCGUGACGAACGUUACGGUGUUCUGCGAGAUGAGCUUGAGUGGGACAACACUCCGGAUGACCAGGCAGAAGAUGGUGGACUUCGUGGAGAACGGAUGUGGCGUGGAGAUCUAUCCACUUCUUAUCAGGUUCAUGCUCAAAUUCAACAGCAAUGGAAUCGAUGGCCUGCACGAGAAUAUCCGAGAGAUCCGACUGGUCGUGGACAGUCUCAUUCGGAGUGGCCACAACGCCGUUGAGAAGCAUCUGCGAGAAAUCUUCCAGAUAGUCUAUCAAGCCCUGACGGUAUCUGCAGUCCUGUACGAGGCGUGGGUGAAGUUCUGUCGCCUGUUGACCGACGAGGACUCGCAUAUGGCCAUGGAUCUCCUCGUACUUCUCAUGAUGCUGACCGUAAACGAGAUCAAGAGUUGUGCCAUUCAAAAGAUCCUCCUCAACAAGAUCAAGAAGAACCACCUGACCAUAUCACACAUGAAGACUCUAACCAAGGACUUCAGCGCCGUUCUGAAUGUCCACAUGGACUGCGUUUUAGACUUCGUGGAGUCCUGUCUCAAAGAGAAACAACCGGAGGUUUGCGAAUUCGGAGUGCUGUCGAUGAGUUACCUAUUCUCGGCCAACAACCUCAACAAUCGGAUGGUUCUGAACAAGUUGGUGGGCUUCAUGUGCGAAAUGGUGCUCAUCAACGAAGGCCAAAGGAAUGAUCACUUGAUCGCGACCUGCAUGAGUGCCCUGUCCAGCAUCUACGAAAGCUACCCGAACGACGUUCGGAACAACGCCCACAUUCUGCUGAAGAUUAUGGACAUUUCUAUGGACCUGAAUCUACAGCAGUAUCGUACAGCCGUUAGUCUCAUUUGCGAGACAAUUCAUGUCCCGGACAGACCCCUGAAUGACAACGAAACCUGGGACAGUCUAAACAUCGUGAUCAAGAAACAGCUGCUGAGCAACAAUAAAGUCGUCAAAAAGAAGGGAGUCAUCGGAGUGGUUCGGUUGAUCCGCCAUCUCCUAAAAACCUCCACCGGAAACGAGGAACUCCCGAACAGUUUCGAUUCCGAUCGAACCAUCGACACGGUCAGCGACAUCCCCACGGCAUCCGGGCGGGAAAUCGGCAAUAUGAUCAACCUACUGUUCACCUCUUCCAACGAGUCCUCGGAUAUCAUGGCUCUCUGCUACGACGAACUGGCGGAGAUGCUCCACGACUUCCAAUGCAAGUUUGGAAAACCGGAAAAAGCCUUCACCAUCUGGCUGUGCGACGUUCUUACGAACGAGUUCCAGAACUAUUUCAUUAUUGAAGAGGUCCCACAGGGGGACGUCGUCCAGUACUCCAAGAAACUGUGCAUCAAUGAUGCCGCGGAGCUGGAGAACACGAAUGCAGAGGCCUAUGCCAUAGCCGUCAACAUCACGGAGAACAUGCUGUCCUUCAACAGCCGGUACUCCACGAUGUGCUUCUUCCUGUCCAUGUUCAAACUGAUGAAGGCCCUACAACUGAUCCGCUACGAUGGAAACCUGGAGUCGAUCAACGCUCUGCUAGGCUGCGCUAUUGUCGUUCCAACCUUUUACGACGAACCCGACGAGAAGCAUCUCGUUGAAACCUACGAAGAAGACGUCUGCCGGCAGCUCUUGGACGCAUACUUCUACAUAGCUAACUGGUUCCGGGAGUUGAUCAACGCCUUCAUUCUACAGCCCGACAAGCUGAUCCACGGGAAAGUCCUGGAGAGAAUCACAGCGCUUGUUCAACUCGAACGUCGUCUAGCUGCUCUGCUCCGAACUGUGGACUUCGAUUACUUCCCCCCAGUUUGCGAUUUCUCCGCCGAUUCCCAAAAGAAGACCCUCCGGACAGCCAAGGAAUCAUCAUCCAAGCAGAACGUAACUCUCAACGCGACAACCAAAACACAGCUGGACUCAACGGCCAAGCCGCGAUCGUCGUCGGAAUCUCCGGAAUUCGACGGUGAAACGCUGUUUGUCCGGUAUCGGCGCGGGUUCAGAUACAUGGACAGCGAGGUGAUACAACUCUUCCGCGAGUCGUUGUUGUUGAGCCACACCCUGCCGAGUGAUAAAAUCGGAGAAUGCUUGGGCUUGAUCGAGUACCGUUUCUUGUUGGAAACGGUCGUAACAGAAAUUGAAGCAAAGACAGACUCCCGUCCCAAACUUAGGGAUCUGCUCGGAGUGUUUCCUUUUAUCGUUGAAAAUUACACCAAAAUCAACGUCAAACGGCGAGAACUUCACACUUCUACAGAUCAGGAGCUCCAAUCCGAGUUCAAGGCUUUGACCUGCUGCGCGAAUCUGUCCCUCCGACUGUUCACCGGUGCUCUCAUUUUGCUGAAAAACGCAAAACCUGAGCUUCGACAAAAAGCCUUAAAAUCCUUCGAAAAACUCGCCAGUGCUUCGGAUAAAAGCCACCAAAAUGAAGAAGACCGCAUCGAGCUGAUCCUGUCCACCGAACUAACCCAUAAAAAUGCAUUAAAAGAUCUCAACAACGCUCACUGCCUUUACAAAUUCGGCUGUGCCCUAAAUCUCGUCUACCCUACUCCAAACAACCCUUCGACAAUCGCAACCUUCUGCCAAAAGUUCAUCUGCUCUCACUUCGCGCCAAAAACCGGAACUGCCAUCCAGCUGUCCCAGCUACUCCAAGGCCUCUUCACCGUCGUCGACUUCCCGAAAAUCAAACGCCUCACCAAAGCCCUGGCCGACGAUCUCACCUCAUCCAAGUCCGACGAGAAGCUUUUCUCCGGCCUCCAGCGCUCCCAGUACGCCCUUCUCUUCAAGGAACUCACCAAGUCGUUUAUCAAAUGCGUCCAACUGGAGCUCCGCUCCCGACGCACCACCGUCCAGAAGUUCGUCCUCUGGGAACAGUCCUCCGAAAUCCUCAAGCAGUUCUCCGAAGUUUCCAAACACGCCGACAACUUCAAAAUCUACUCCUGCUACAUGAAGUACUCGCACACCUACCUCAAACUCUUCCAACAAAGCGGCCUCAAAACGAUGGAAGACAUCCUCAAGGUGUCGGCGGAUCGGGUAAGCCACCUUCUCAGCACACUUCAACACAGCACCCGCUACCUGCACAACAUCUGCUGCCACUCGAAGAACACCAAGGACAACAGCCUGGCGGCGCAGAUCCCGUUCAUUCGCGAAACCGUAGAAAACCUAAUCUACAGUGUGAAGGCCGUCCUGGCGGCGAACGAUUGCGCGUCGGUGUUCUGGAUGGGUAACCUCAAGAACAAGGACCUGAAGGGGGAUCUGAUCGUGUCGCAGCUGGAGAACGAGCUGGACCAGGAAAGCGAACCGGAGUCGGACAUUGCGGAUUUCCUGAGCGAGGAUGACGACGAUGGAGGAGAGGAUCGACCGAUUGCUGCGGGUGCACUGGAGAAAGGAGGAUCUGACGCCAAGACGUCGCAGAGCAAGUGCUUCUAGUGAUCGUAGAUAGAUUGUAAUUUAAGACAAAUUCCUGUUGUGUACAAAGUCGUAUCAAGAAAUCGUCAAAAUGUUCUACAAAAA
Molecule: messenger RNA, 4400 nt
Organism: Aedes aegypti (yellow fever mosquito)
Lineage: Eukaryota; Metazoa; Arthropoda; Insecta; Diptera; Culicidae
Gene: Fancd2
Product: Fanconi anemia group D2 protein homolog
Exons: 3
Coding region: 6-4316 (1436 amino acids)
Biological process (GO): mitotic intra-S DNA damage checkpoint signaling; homologous chromosome pairing at meiosis; interstrand cross-link repair
Cellular component (GO): nucleus; condensed chromosome
Molecular function (GO): DNA polymerase binding
Source: RefSeq, a predicted model, not a curated record